AUGUUAGGAGCCAGUAAAGAACUAUGUGGAAUUCGAAGGCUAGCUCAUUUUACAUUUGUCAAAGAUCAACCCGAUCCUUCGCUAGGCCAAACAAAGGAAAUGAAUCUUUGUCAAGCAAUUCAAAAUGCAAUGGAUUUAACACUUGCAAAUGAUCAUACAGCUAUUGUGUUUGGAGAAGAUGUUGCAUUUGGCGGCGUAUUUCGUUGUACGGUGGAUUUAAGACAAAAAUAUGGAGCCGAUCGGGUAUUUAACACUCCAUUAUCGGAACAAGGAAUAGUUGGUUUUGGAAUCGGAACUGCCGUCUCUGGUGCUACAACAAUUGCCGAAAUUCAGUUUGCAGAUUAUAUAUUUCCGGCCUACGAUCAAAUUGUGAAUGAGGCAGCAAAAUAUCGAUAUCGUUCGGGAAAUUUAUUUGAUUGUGGUCGAUUAACGAUUCGUGCUCCAUGGGGUGCAGUUGGUCAUGGAGCUCUCUACCAUUCACAAUCACCUGAAGCACAAUUUCUCCAUACACCGGGCAUUAAAGUUGUUAUUCCACGUAGUGCAAUUCAAGCAAAAGGUUUACUACUCUCGUGCAUUAAAGAUAAUAAUCCAUGUAUAUUUUUCGAACCAAAAAUUUUGUACCGAUCGGCAAAAGAAGAUGUUCCAAUUAAAGACUAUACAAUUCCGUUAUCGAAAGCAGAAGUAUUAAUUGAGGGUACUGAUAUAACAAUGGUGACUUGGGGUACCCAAGUACAUGUACUAAGAGAAGUUAUACAAAUGGUAGCUAAAGAAAAUAUAUCGUGUGAACUAAUUGAUUUACGAACAAUUGUACCAUGGGAUGUGGAUACAGUGUGUAAAUCUGUGGUGAAAACGGGAAAAUUAUUGAUUAGUCAUGAAGCUCCAAUAACAGGUGGCGUGGGAGCAGAGAUAGCAGCAACGGUUAUGAAAGAAUGUUUUCUUAAUUUGGAAGCACCCAUUGAACGUGUAUGUGGUUAUGACGUACAUCCAAUACCUCAUACAUUUGAAGCAUUUUAUAUCCCAAGUAAAUGGAGGUGUUUUGAUGGUGUUAAGCGUUUAAUGAAUUACUGA
Didymodactylos carnosus is the source of this 1068-nucleotide messenger RNA. The record is from the annotation of a GenBank genome assembly. Lineage: Eukaryota; Metazoa; Rotifera; Eurotatoria; Philodinida; Philodinidae.